Molecule: messenger RNA, 1038 nt
Organism: Humulus lupulus (European hop)
Lineage: Eukaryota; Viridiplantae; Streptophyta; Magnoliopsida; Rosales; Cannabaceae
Product: probable pectinesterase 67
Exons: 5
Coding region: 1-1038 (345 amino acids)
Biological process (GO): cell wall modification
Molecular function (GO): pectinesterase activity
Source: RefSeq, a predicted model, not a curated record
AUGUGUUCUUUCAUGAAGGAAAUUCAUGUAUCACUAGCAAUAACUUUUCUCAUCUCAGUCUCAUUGACAAAUAUUGUCCAUGGCCUGGAUGCCAAAGCUGUCAUUGACUCUCCUCUUUUGACACAAAAAAUUGGCACCAACAGGACGAUUAAGGUUGAUGUUAAUGGCAAUGGAGAAUUCAAAUCUGUUCAAGCUGCUAUAGACUCUGUUCCUGAAGGCAAUUCUCAAUGGAUUAUUAUCCACCUUAGGAAAGGGGUCUUCAGAGAGAAGGUGCAUAUACCACCAAACAAACCAUAUAUUUUCUUGAGAGGAAACGGUAGAGGAAGGACUCAUAUUGUUUGGUCUCAAAGCUCAAGUGACAAUGUUGAGUCAGCAACGUUCAAGGUUGAAUCUCCCCACUUCAUUGCCUUCGGUAUUAGCUUCAAGAAUGACGCUCCUACUGGGGUGGCAUACACAUCUCAAAAUCAAUCAGUGGCAGCAUUUGUGGCUGCAGACAAGGUUGCGUUUUACCAUUGUGCAUUCUAUAGUACUCACAACACUCUCUUUGAUUACAAAGGCAGACACUACUACGAUAAUUGCUAUAUUCAAGGAUCUGUCGACUUCAUUUUUGGCCGUGGAAGAUCUAUAUUUCACAGCUGUGAGAUAUUUGUGAUCUCGGACAAAAGAUUGGCGAUACAUGGGUCGAUCACAGCACAUAACAGGGAGAAUCCAACGGACAAUAGUGGGUUUGUGUUUGUCAAAGGAAAGGUUUAUGGUACAGACGAUGUGUACUUAGGAAGAGCAAAGGGCCCUUAUUCUAGGACCAUCUUUGCCAAGACCUACCUUUCUAGGACCAUUGUCCCACACGGUUGGACUGACUGGAGCAGUGGAGCCAACAGCUCAGAGAACUUGUUCCAGGCAGAGUUCAAAACCCAUGGACCAGGAGCAGACACGGAUUAUCGGGCUCCUUGGUCGAAGCAGCUGACAGAAGAAGAGGUUGCUCCAUUCAUCUCCAUUGAUUUCAUUGAUGGCGUGGAUUGGCUACCAGUUUGGCUAUGA